Trichobilharzia regenti is the source of this 2535-nucleotide messenger RNA. The record is from the annotation of a GenBank genome assembly. Lineage: Eukaryota; Metazoa; Platyhelminthes; Trematoda; Strigeidida; Schistosomatidae.
AUGGACACUGUGAUUCGAGAUUUAAAAGAUACUUUGGCAAAAAUGGUGGAUCCAAUUGGGCAAAUUAAACCGUCGGAAAUUAUGAAGAACUCUGAGAUACAAGAGCUUCAAAGCAUUGUAAAUCAUACACGUGAGGAAGAUAGGGACAGCAAGUCUUUAGCCAACUCUCCAAACAGUUUUAAACCACGACCAAGAAGAUCGAUGUCUUGUCGUACACUUCCUGAUGCUUUUUACCGAGAUAAUCAAGAUGCUGUUAGCUUGAGUAGCGUUGCAAGUGGCACAAGUGCCAGCAGUCAAACUGUGCCCGUAGAUUCAAAGAAACAUGACAACUGCUCCUAUUCUAUUGGGAAUAACGCUUCAACGUUGGAGACACAGACAGUCUAUACUAAACAGUCCAGAUGGUUGGGCAAAUCCAUAGCCAAAGCGUUUAGAAAACGCACAAGGUCGACUACACAAUCAACCAAUUCAGAGGGUACAAUAAAUGACACUACGAUUACGAAUAUGCAGUCUAACCAAAUCAGUCAGAAAUCGAACGAUGACAAUCAGUUGGAUCGACUUUAUCUGACAAUCAGUCGAUUGCAAUGUAGGAUAGAUCUGCUUGAAGCAAGACACAAAAAACUACAGGAAACCGUAUUGAAAUAUAAUCCUGAUGAUGAACUUCUAUGCAAUGAAUUUCGUUUGGAAGGAACCAACAGAAAAGUGUUUUUAUCAGAUUUGUCGUCUAAAUUUUGCAAAAAUAGUCGUUAUUUUGUGCCAGUCCUUGUGAACACUGAAGAAAUCAUUAUUGAUUCAGAAUCGAAAAAAUCACUGAAAAUAGGAUGCAUUGGAUUAAAGGAUGAUAUGACUUGGAAUGAGCUGGAUGAAGUACUGCAAGAACUACUUCAGUGUUACAUCACUUACCUGGAUCCUAAUGAACGACUGCAACUUAAUUCACUGGAACUAAAGGCGUAUCAGCUAAAUUCAAUUUAUCAAUAUCCGAAUAUAAAGAAAACAGAGAACAUUGUGCGACGUUUCUCACGAAUCCUACCACCACCACUGCCACAACCGUUAUUUACAACAAAUCAGAAUCAUUCCCAACUCCCUGUGACAGCAACACUGGAGACCAGCUGUCACAUAAACAGAGAAAUUUAUUCACAGUUCCCUGUUAUGUGGCUGGAUGAAAUUACUAAAGGCUAUGAUUUGGAGCUAUUCGUCUUGUCUAUAGAAAUAGAUUUACAAGGUCGUACUAUGAAGUCACAAUUGAAAAGAAUGGAUAAAAUGCUACACCAAAAUGUUAUUGAGAAAACUGACAUGUUGAACUAUGGAUGUUUUACAAGUCUAGUACCAUAUAAUACACUGAAGUCUUACUUAUCUGUCAUCGAAGAAAAUAAUUUCAUUGUAAUCUGUGGACUGACUGGAACCGGAAAAACGCAUCUGGUGAACAACCUGGCCAAAAUUUUAUCUUUUGAUUCGUGUUAUUCAAAGGCAAUAUACAACUUCCGGUUUACAAAUAACAAAAGUCCAACUGUAAAGGAAAUCAAAAAGCUACUCAGGAAACAGUUAUCAUCCUUUUCGAAAUGUGGUUUCCCCAAAGUCAUAAACUUAUUUGAUAUGCAUCUUUUCCAAGGAUCCGUCUUGGAUAUUUUAAAUGUUUUGAAUGCCUCACCAAAAGGUCCAAAGAUUAUAGGUACACGUGAAAGUGCGGACAAAGAUUUUGAGAACACUUGCCGCGUCAAUCAGAUAAAGAUUAUGCAUCAUUUGCCUGACAUAAAGAGUACACAAGAAUAUUUAGAAAGAGUAUUAUACAGAAAUCUCGCUCAAAGUCGAAUGUUUUGUUCACAUGGACUUACAAACGAAGAUGUUACUGCCAGUGCAAAUAAGGAUCGGAAGUGUUAUCAGUUGAUUUUCUGGUUAACCGAGUUUUGGAAGAAAUUAAAUGAAAUCCUGUGUUCUAUAACUGACAGAAAACACUGUGCCAUUUUCGGCGUUCAAUCCACACUUAAGUGCCCCUGGAUGAUAAUGCCUCAUUACAUUGGUUUCUUGACCUAUGGAACAACAUGCUGGUUCCAGUUUUAUUUGAAAAUAUGAGAUGUGUGACGAAAGAGAAGUCAAACAGUAUAUACAGCAUAUUAUUGACUGAUUUUAUUGCAUGGGUAAGUAUUACAUGGCCAUGGGAUAGAAACAAUAUCCACUUCCCUACCUCUUUGAAAAGUCCAAAAAUAAGUUUAACCCAGAACCCAUCGAGUACUCAGAACUUCCAGCCUAUUCAGUCUCCCUCUGGUUCCCUGGAUGCGGAAGUAGCCCAAAAUCGAAGAAGCAUGGAUUCGAGAAUUAUUCUGGAUGGGAUGUACCCAGCAAGUGGUGGCAGUGGUGAUGAUGUAGAACAAAUUUCACCAAAUACAAACGAUUAUAUACAUGUGAUCAGAACGCUAUGCAGAUUAGAAUUAGAGUAGUCCAUACAAUAUAACGAUUUUGGACACUCAAAAAUAUUACUUUUUCUUUACGAACGUUCCUUUAUAAGUAUGACAAUGAAAUCUCCUGUUUAAAACAAAAUAU